AUGAGCUCCACGGUCUAUCUCGGGCCUCGGCCUCCGCCGAGAGGCUAUCCCGGAGAAAGUCCUGUGGUGGAUCGCUUCGCCAAAUGGCGAGCAAAGCUCGGCCGCGACCUCCUCAGCGCUGCCGAGGAGGGCAAUGCCGCCGUGGUGAAGGUAUGCUUGGAGCAGAAGGCAGAUCCUUCCGUGAUCUCCUUGGAUUCAGGUCGCAGCCCUCUUCAUGGAGCUGCCGCAUCCGGCAAUCUAGAGGUCAUGCGAGACCUCAUCCACGCCAGCGUCCGUGCCCGAGUGGACCUGAGCCUCGCCGACAACUCCAAGCGGACAGCGCUGGACGAAGCCCUCGAUGUCCCGCAAAGGCUACACAUGCCUGCAGACUUAGUGGUCCCGCUUCUAGCCACUGCAAAGGAGGCUCCUGAGAUUGUCACUGAGCUUCAGACCUCCUUGCCCAAGUGGCGCCAGGCGUUGUUAACGGUCCUCUCCUGCUGCAAAACACCGUUGCCCUUGGUGCACGAAGCAGCUCUCGCCUCUGUCCUCGGGGCUUGGUGCUUCACUGGCGCGCGCGGUGGACCACCAUCGAAGGUCCAGGAACUGCGGAGGGCCCUCUUCACCAGUGUGGCCAACAACAACCGCAGUGCAGUCGAGGCUUUAGCGAUCGCUAGAGCAGACCUCAAUCGACUAGAUCCACGAUCGCGCAGGACUGCGCUUGAACUGUCGGAGGCGUUGCUGCACCACGGUGUCACCGAUGUGCUCAGGCAGCAUGGCGCUACGACUGAGCGCAACCCGCACUUCGAGGAAUGGGCGUUGUGCCUUGCCGCAGCGAAUGGCAGUGUGCAAGGCACCACUCGUUGGCUUGGACAUGGCGAGGUGGACUGGCGCGACCCUCCGCCAAGUAUGAGAAGUACUGCGCUGAUGUAUGCGGCUGCUGGCGGCCACUCUGACGUCGUCAUGUCUUUAUUGGAGGCCCAGGCUUGCCCUGCUUUGGUGGACCAGAAGCAGCGUGCGCCCUUCGAGAUGGCUCGCGAGGUCGGUGCUGAAGCGCUGGCGCGCUAUCUGCAGCGUACCGCUGAGCAUUGGCGGAGCUCGAACCCUGGCUCCAUGCUUGCGCCUGCCGAGUGGCAGAAGCCAGCAGGAUGGCGAGAGGCUGCGCCCGAGGUGGAUCCGGAGGGCUCGAAGCUGGCUGGCCUAACAGCUGCCGUUCAAGCAAGCCGGAGCAUGCAGGCAAAGGGGAAGAAGGUCAUCAUCGAAGUCCUGAGAGCUACAGGCCUUCAAGCCGGCAUGUUCCUCCACAGUUUGGAUCCCUUCGUGAAGGUGCGUGUUGGACAAGAGGUGCAAGAGACCCAGUACGUCGUCAGCUUCACCGAUCCCGAGUGGAACGAGCAGUUCGAGUUCUUCAUCAUGGGCACUGAGGUGAUCAUCUUUUCUGUGUGGGACUACGACCUCACAGGCGGCGAGGAUCACGACUUCAUCUGUCGCGCCGAGCUUCCACUGAAGCAUCACGUCAAAGAGCUGUACAAGGGGCAGAGGGUCAUGCUCGAGCUUCACCUGGAAAACAAGACUCACGAUGAUGAGUCCACCCUGUUUGUCGCCCUGCAGCUGGCAGAUUUCGUGAAGGGCCCUCAAAGGAGGAUUCCGGAGACUCGCAGAGUCAGCGAAGAUAGGCGCCCUGCACCUUCUACUGCAGCUCCUGCCAGCAGCGGGGCAUUCCUGUGA
Molecule: messenger RNA, 1704 nt
Organism: Symbiodinium sp. CCMP2456
Lineage: Eukaryota; Dinophyceae; Suessiales; Symbiodiniaceae
Source: the annotation of a GenBank genome assembly